Molecule: messenger RNA, 288 nt
Organism: Mesorhabditis belari
Lineage: Eukaryota; Metazoa; Nematoda; Chromadorea; Rhabditida; Rhabditidae
Source: the annotation of a GenBank genome assembly
AUGGAUCUCCUCUGCGGUCAUGCGAUUUGUUUGGAGUGCUCGCAGAAGUUACGUAUCAUUUUCCCAUUCGACGACGACGAGUGGCCAAGCGUUUACCAAUUGAGAUGCCCGAUAUGCAGAGCGGAGAAUCAAUAUAAUGAGGAGAGAUUCUACGCGAACGCUUUCCUCGAUUUCCUCAACGAGCUGCCGAGAAUGGAGGCACAGUUGAAAGUGGUUAAAUGGGUGAAACGUCGAGAUUCUUUGCUCAAUUUCUUUAAACUCCGUCAUUUCUCGAUUUUAAGUUCAAAA